Aspergillus luchuensis is the source of this 1284-nucleotide messenger RNA. RefSeq names its product DNA-3-methyladenine glycosylase II (gene alkA). Bases 1 to 1284 code for a protein of 427 amino acids. Gene Ontology annotation, molecular function: DNA-3-methyladenine glycosylase activity; alkylated DNA binding; DNA-7-methylguanine glycosylase activity. The transcript has a single exon. Lineage: Eukaryota; Fungi; Ascomycota; Eurotiomycetes; Eurotiales; Aspergillaceae. Gene Ontology annotation, cellular component: nucleus; protein-DNA complex. Gene Ontology annotation, biological process: base-excision repair; base-excision repair, AP site formation; DNA alkylation repair. The record is from RefSeq and is a predicted model, not a curated record.
AUGAUGACCCUACGACGCUCCGCUCGUCUAACCGCAGCGUCAGUAUCCAAGAACAACAGCACCACCAGCAGCAGCAGCACUAUCCCACAUCUGCAACCCAGAACUCAAACAAAGAGAGCAGCCAGCAGAACCACAAACGGUGUCUCAAAGACACGAAAGCCUGCAGCAGCAGCAAGGGGCAAGAAAGCGCAGCUAAAUGCGAAUCCCAAGCUGGACCAAGCUUCUCCCCUCACAGAUGCACCAACGACAUCAUCAUCGCACUCAAACAACAGCAGACAAUCACCUAAUACUACCACUACCACUACCACCACUACUAACAACAUCUGGGACCCCAUCCCCACCCCCAGCAGCAGAACAACCCCUCCCCCACUCGACCGACCCGUCGAACCGCACCACACCAACGCAACGCUCCUAACACCCCACGGCUCAUCACUAGUCGCCUACCCCCCAGGCACAGAUGCAGAUGCCUCCCCAAGCAAGACAGGCCGGCCCCGUCCCACCGCCACAACAGGCACGCUUCUCGAGCAAGCAGCCGCACACCUGAUCGCCACAGAUCCGCGCCUCGAAUCGCUCAUCCGCGAACAUCCCUGCCCAUUGUUCACGCCGGAGGGUCUAGCCGAGGAGAUCGAUCCGUUCCGGAGUCUCGUUAGCAGUAUCAUUGGACAGCAGGUGUCCGGGGCAGCGGCGAAGUCGAUCAGGGAUAAGUUUGUGGCGCUGUUUAAUACCAACACCAAUGAUAAUAAGAAGGAUGAAAACGGUGGUACAAUUAGAACAAGCUUCUUUCCCACUCCGGAAGACAUCAUCAAAAAGGAUAUCACCACGCUCCGGACAGCAGGUCUGUCCCAGCGCAAGGCGGAAUACAUACAUGGAUUAUCGGAGAAGUUCGCCAACGGGGAACUGAGUGCCCGGAUGUUGUUAAAUGCUAGUGAUGAGGAGCUCGUGGAAAAGUUGACUGCUGUGAGGGGUCUGGGUAAAUGGUCUGUGGAGAUGUUUGCCUGCUUUGCUCUGAAACGCAUAGAUGUGUUUUCCACGGGGGAUUUGGGUGUACAGUAUGUCCCUUUUUUCCUAUUAUCUGUGGGCGGUGAUGGGUGUGAUGGGUGGAUGCUGACUUGUUGCAGGAGAGGAUGUGCGGUGUUUGUGGGCAAGGAUGUAAACAAGCUGAAGGGAAAGGGUGGCGGUAAGUUCAAGUAUAUGCCUGAAAAAGAUAUGUUGGAGCUGGCGGCGAAGUUUGCUCCGUAUAGGUAUGUGGUGUUCUUUGAUUUUUUUCAUCGGGUUGUUGUCUGA